CUACACAGCAUCCAGAAUUAUUAUCGACACCCAAUCAAGACAGGCAACCGCUGCUACAGCUCCAGUAUCGGUGGUUGUAACCAGGGUAAACAAAGCACGCCCUCGAAUAUACUGUGUUCGACAAUCCCCGCCACCAUGAGUCAACUCUCAAGGUCGCUUUCCAACAGCGCACGCAAUCCGGUCCCAUCUCCUGCCAGUCCGCAGCCCAAGCCGAACAUGCCAGUCACCCCCUCAACUCCCCAGGCGCAAACCACCCAGAUGCUCACUCCGAACGGCACAUGGAGACACCCCAUGUUCGACGAGAUCACGCGACGCCAGAAUGCUGCCAACUUUGAUGAGAGCAAUGUCAGGAAGAUUGUUGCAAACGGCAGCCUUUUGCUGCUUUCUUACGUAGCUAGAGGCAUUCUUGCAUCACUGGUAGUCCCAGGACUUACCUCAGGCAAACCCGUCCUACAAGUCAUUCCCGCUGUCCCCUACAGAGGUCUGAUUAUCAAUUCCGUCCGCCUUAUCCUCUUCCUGAACAUACUCUACGCUUUGUACCCAUUGGUUCUUAGCUACUAUCCUGACGACCUCGCCGAUAUCCCUCUCACGCCCUCGCAGCGACUGAGUAUGGGCUUAGAUCCCAAUGUCGCAACACCGCAGACGCCUGGCUCUGCGUACCAAUCUCCCAACUACAUUACUCCUCCCCGAUACCAAAAGUCAACUCCUCGGAGCAGCUUCAGCAAUCAGGGUUCGCACUCACCAUUGUCGGGCAGCCCGCGCGCAAGCAUGGGGAAUUCGACGACCAACUCUCCUUUCUCGCCCAGUAAUACUGGCAGUCCGCUCUUCCAGAAAGCAGUUGGUGGCAGCUCGGCGUCGCAGCGCCUGAGCUUCGGGGGUAGUUCAAUGGGGAACAGCUUCUUCAGCGACAGCAGCUCGAGUGCCACCCCUGGGACACCGACACCGGGUGGAGGCAAAGCCAGUGUGGGCUUAAACAACAAGUGGCUGUACGAGAAGCGGAGGGACAGUCCUAGGAGCAACCUGUUCACUUGA
This is a messenger RNA of Periconia digitata, 1032 nucleotides long. Lineage: Eukaryota; Fungi; Ascomycota; Dothideomycetes; Pleosporales; Periconiaceae. The record is from the annotation of a GenBank genome assembly.